This is a messenger RNA of Solanum verrucosum, 1869 nucleotides long. RefSeq names its product zinc finger CCCH domain-containing protein 68-like. Bases 64 to 1869 code for a protein of 601 amino acids. The transcript has 4 exons. NCBI's taxonomy places the organism in Eukaryota, Viridiplantae, Streptophyta, Magnoliopsida, Solanales, Solanaceae. The record is from RefSeq and is a predicted model, not a curated record. Gene Ontology annotation, molecular function: metal ion binding.
AUAAUCUGAAGGCGAUUUUGAGUGUUGUAGGGUAAAUCAAGUGUCCGAUAAAGUGAUUUCUUUAUGGGUUUGAAGAAAGCAAAAACGGUUUCUUGGGCUUCUGGACCUAAUCUUUGUCAGGUAAAACAUUAUCAAGAAGAGGAUUGCCCAUCAAAAGUCAGUAGGGGAUCUCAACAUCAUCUUCAGCUGCAAGGGAGGCUUUGUUACAAAUCUUUGGCUAAAUGGAAAUGUCCUCCCAAGUUUAACUUGAACGAGAAAUGGCGUGUGGUUGCUGGUGAAGAAAGUAAAGAAGCAGGAGAUCAGGAGCAUAGGGAAAAGAGAGUGCUUGAGGUGGUUUUUCCUUGUCGAUCUGCAAUUCCUCCGAAUCCUUCCACCUCGUUGGAUCUGGACCAAAAUUAUGAUGAUAACCGAACUCCAGCAAUCCGAAUCAUUCCUAUUGAAGAAGAAGCAGAUGUAGAAGUUCCAUCCCAAACCAUCAGCAGCAAAUCGCCAGAUGCAUGUCUACCUAACAGUGCCUCAUCAUCUUUCAGUUUAGUUACUUCGCAAAAGCUACCUGCUAAUGAAAAAUCACUUCCCCAGUCUUUAUCAACCAUCCAAAAUCCCAGGAAACCUUCAAGCAACUCUCCUCCUUCUGCAAAAUGGCCUUCUAAAGUUCAAUCAACUCCUCCAUAUCUUUCAAGAUGUCGAAAUCUGAAGGGAUCUGACCAAACCAAAGUUUCUCCUAAACCACCAACUGUUCCCCAGCAUCAGCCGACAUUUAAAAAUAUCAGCACUCAAGACCAGACUGAAAUUUAUCCAGACCAAUCAGCUAAUCAUAACUAUGGGCCCAAAUAUCAAAGAAUAUGUGAAAACCAGAAUAUUCCCCAGCUCAAGUCUGAAGUUUCUGGAAUGCCACCUGCUAAGCACAACCCUGUCACCCAGAAUAUUCCUGGUUUUGAGGGUGAUUUGACAGUUGCUAUAGCCACAGCUGUAGCUGCUCUUGCAAAAAGUCAAGAGCAGGAUAGUCUGAUCGAUACCAACUUAUUGGUUAGGCUUCUCCUUAACCCAGAAGAAAUACCAAAGCUGAUGAAUGAACGUGGACUGGCUACCAAUGCCAAAACUGGUGCUGUAACAAUUGAUUCUCUCGUUGCUGCCAUGUCUAGGCCAGUGGAUCUACCGGUUCCCUUGCCUAGGACAAAACCCGAUAAGGUAAUUAUCAAGCCCAUUAAUGAAUACCAAGCUCCCCAUGCAGGAUCUGGACAAAUUUUUGGGCCAAAGCCAAUGGCAAAAUCUGUGCCCUUGACGAUGACUAAGCCUGAAACAUCAUCUGUGAAAAGUAAUUUGGUUAAUGAACAAAGGGCCCCUCCUCAUGUGGGAACUGCAAACAUUAGAGAGAGUAAGUCACUAGCUCACCCCACUUCAGACCUAAAUCUGGAAAAGAUUAAGAAAUUGAUUAACAAAUAUGGAGUACCUGACAAUGUAGGAGGAAAGCCGUUGGUUAAUUCUGAGUUGGUUCCUUCUUCUUGUUCCAAAUAUGAUGUGGUUUCACCCAAUGUUGGCCAUACAUCCCCUUUCUCCUCAAUGACUAGUCCUACCCCUCUUCACAAGGAUAUCAAUUACUGCAAGUCCUUGAUCAAGCAACAUGGAGAAAUUUGUGAGUCUGCAGUUGAUGAUCGUUUGCAAAAUACCAAUCCUCGUGGUAAUUAUACACGAGUGCCAGGUUUGUUAAUGAACCAAAAACCGAUUCAGUGCAGUUUGACGCGUUGUGUUUUCUUUAAUAAACCUAGGGGAUGCCGUAAUGGUUCCUCUUGUCCCUUCCUGCAUGAUAUAUCCGGACAAAAGAGGUCUGGGGGGAUUUUGGAAGAUCGGGAUUUUAAGAGAAUGUCGUAA